Actinia tenebrosa (Australian red waratah sea anemone) is the source of this 964-nucleotide messenger RNA. RefSeq lists its product as uncharacterized. NCBI's taxonomy places the organism in Eukaryota, Metazoa, Cnidaria, Anthozoa, Actiniaria, Actiniidae. The record is from RefSeq and is a predicted model, not a curated record.
AGGGUAAGAAUGGUUUCGAAAUUGUCUGACAACAGGUGCUAGCUUCGCUUCCUGCUCCAAUGUACCGCCUGCAAAAAUGCCAUGCUGUAAGACAACCAACGCCUGGGUCUACAACCUCAGAGUAGGACAAGAAAACAGGUUAUAUACAGUGCAGCUAUUACGAGAGAUAGGCUGUUGCAACGAAAACUAUCACAUCUUUGUGAACGGCGAAGAACAUUCCGCUCACGAGCUAAAGUACAAUUUUUGCAGCCCACUGUAUGGUCGAGGAGGGAAAUACGAAUGGGAGCAAGAUGGGCAUCAUUUUCUCCUCAUGGGCAAUUUUCUUUCCUUUACCAAGUCAUUGGGAGGAUAUAGAUUGUUUAUCGAUGGGAUAGACGUGAAUACUGGAAGAGAAUUCUACACUUUUUGGCUCCGAAAAGGUUUCCAAGUCAUCGCCAUUGGAUUGGUUUUCUUGUUGCUCGGUGCUGCACUGACCAUUGUUGUUUUACUCACAACUUAUGGUAACAGCUUUGUGGAAAUCGUUGGAUAUAUUCUAGCUCUUAGUGGUUUAACCUAUAUCAUCAUUGGGAUAAUCCCAGUUAUAAGAUUUAGGAAUCCCUCUAGCGCUUAUCACCAUACUGAAUUUGAAUAUUCACCAGCUCGCAUUUGACGAUAACCAGCUGAAUGGGAAUAUAAAAUGCGAGAUACUGUUUACAUAAAUAUCCUAUGUAUAUGCUAAACUUGACUCCAACGCAUUAAAUAUGUUCUCGAUGACUUCUAGUUGACUGAUCUUAAGAGCCUAGCUCGAGUAUACUGAACAUUCUAGAUUUAUUUUAGUUUGAAAGUUUAGUUUCUCACUAUAUUUCUUAGGAAUUUCAGCUAGUAAAACUGAGUAAAUUAUGCUUUCAUGCUAAAUUAUUCAUGUUACUGUACUUUUUGCUUUCAAUUGCAGGAGGCGCUCUUAUUAAAUUAUUUAUAAAGUGGA